Molecule: messenger RNA, 2735 nt
Organism: Bufo gargarizans (Asiatic toad)
Lineage: Eukaryota; Metazoa; Chordata; Amphibia; Anura; Bufonidae
Product: E3 ubiquitin/ISG15 ligase TRIM25-like
Exons: 1
Coding region: 100-1680 (526 amino acids)
Molecular function (GO): protein binding; zinc ion binding
Source: RefSeq, a predicted model, not a curated record
CUGAGAGUUACAUGGUGGAAGGAGCUCUGCUUAGUGAAGAAACAAAGCCUCUCAUCACUGAACAUACAAACUUUCACUUUCAUUUCUUUCUUCUCUGUCAUGGCAUCUGCUGACUUGAGAGAUGACUUGACCUGCUCCAUCUGCCUCAACAUUUUUAGAGAUCCCGUAACCUUGAGAUGUGGACACAACUUCUGCCUGGUCUGCAUUGAUCGUGUUUUGGAGACACAAGAGGGUUUGGGAGUUUAUAGCUGUCCUGACUGCCGGGUGAGAUUUACGGAACGUCCUGCUCUUCAAGCUAACAUAACCCUACGGAACAUUGCGGAACAUUUCAUGUAUUUUCGGCCUGAGGAUGUGGAAGGAUCUGUUUUUUGCACAAACUGUAUUACCUCCCCAGUCACUGCAGUUAAAUCGUGUCUUCAUUGUGAAGCAUCUCUGUGUAACAACCAUCUGAAAGUCCAUAGCAAGUCCCCAGAACAUGUCUUAUGUGAGCCCACCACUAAUUUCAGCAAAAGAAAAUGCUCCUUGCACAACGAGGUCCUCAAGUAUUUCUGUUCUAACGACCGCAAGUGCAUCUGUGUCACCUGCUACUUAAUUGGCGAUCAUAGAGGACACAAGGUGGAACCUCUUAAUAAAGCUUCUCAAAACAAGAAGGCUACGCUGAAAAAUAUUCUGAAGAACCUGUCCACAUUAUUCCAGGAGACUGAAGAAAAGCUGCAGAAAAUGCAGAAAUGCAGGAGGGAAGUUCAAGAAAAAGCAAUGGACAUAAAGGAGAAAGUCUCUAAUCUGUUUUCAGACAUCAUAAAACACUUGGAAAUCCUGGAGAACAAAGUCCAGGCUGAGGUUUCCCGGCAGGAAAACCAGGUCUCUGAUAUGAUUCGGCAUCUGGAGAUACAAAAGAAUGAGCUCUCCUUGGUCGUAUGCCACAUUGAGGACCUGUGUAACAUGGCAGAUCCGUUAACCCUCUUACAAGAAUGUGUUUCCUUUCAGUUUCAUCCCUCGGAAGAAACGGGCAACGAGGUUAAAGACGACGUUGAUGAUGAAGGGAGCUAUGUGGGAGAUAUGGAUGAAGGUCUGAUCUCUGAGACGUUGCACACAGGACUGUCCGACAUCAUGUCUUUUGUAAAGAGACAGGUCUAUGUCAAGGAGAACUGGUACACACACCUGGAUGAGGACACGGUGGCCAACAACCUUCUGUUAUCCAUCGACAAGAAGUCUGUGUUUUGGACCCACAAAUUACCAGAUAUGGGACAUGUCCAGUUGCCGGUCAGGUUUCAAAAUUGUUCGCAGGUGUUAAGCUUGGAGAGUUUUUGUUCCGGGCAUCACUACUGGGACAUUGAGACCAGCAAACAUGGAGAAUGGAGGCUGGGGGUCUCUUAUUCUACCAUCGAAAGGUCUGGAGACCGCUCAUAUCUGGGAUGUAACAACAAGUCCUGGUGUUUGUGCCGAUCCAACAACAAUCAGUACUCUGUGGUGAACGACAACCAAGAAACCCAACUGAGUCCAGGCGUUUCCCAUCAGAAGUUCCGGAUCUAUCUGGACUACCAUGACGGUCAGGUGUCCUUUUACGAGCUGCGCUCCCCCAUCAGACACUUGUACACGUUCUCCGCCGAGUUCUCCGAGCCCCUCCAUGUAGCCUUCUACGUAUGUGGGGUCAAUACCUUUAUAAGGAUCAGCUAUUAGGUUCCAGGUUACAGGUCCUUGCCGUCAGUGACUGGAACGAUUAUGGUUUACAACCUACAGACCUCUAUGAACAUUUUUUUUAAUUUAAAUGUCCUUCUUCUGUGUUAUGAGAUGAUCACCCAACAUAAUAGGCCUAAAGCCUGAGGCUGUACUACUGAGAGAUUCUGAUAGCAUGUGACUCCAUGUGGUUUAAGAUGAACAAUAAUCUGCCUAGUCCUAAUUUUGCAUUAUCUGUCCCUAAUUUUCAGAGCCAGUUCUGGCAAAAUCGGGCUGUACUGGGUCAAAAAUUACUUGGGUGGUUUUUGGGCUUUCCUGGAGCGUGGCCUCCCUACCUUGAAUAUACCAACUUAAAAUGGUGGUAAGUAUGAAACACCUUAGAUAUAAUUCGAUUGACAGCUAUUCCUCCCGACCCCCCUUCCCCGCCCGCAUGGACAUGCAUGCUGGGGUUGGCCGAGGUUCAAUGUAUUCUUAAUGAGGGAGAGGGGAUAAAACAUAAAGUAUGAUGAAUCCUUAUCUCCCCUGACAUAGCUGUUGGUGGAUAGUCUAGUUACCGCCCCUUCCAUACGCAUUAGAUGGUUGGCCGGUCCUGAGGACAUUGGCCACCACCUUGUGAGGAUCCAAAUCACCAUCUACAUCCAUGUCAAGAUUCUGCUUAGUGUGAACAAUCACUGAUAGCUGUGUAGAUGUGUGGACAUAGAUACAAAUGAGGUCUCCAAGAACUUACCAGAUUAGAAGAGGACCUGUUGUGUCUCAGUGGUGCCGUCCUAGGGUUCUGGCCUUCAAGAGAUUGUAUCAUAGCUAAGAAGGAAUAUAUCAGAAAGCUGUUUCAACACAUUUAAUAUACAAGAAAGGGACUUUUUUUUUAAAGUAAUUUCUUCUCGUUGCAAAUGAAUCUCACUUAAUGUGGGCACCCAUGGGUGCUCUGCCCAGCUAUGGCACGAGCAUGAAAGGAGUUGUCUCAGUAUGGCACUGUGACAACUUGCAACGUGGACUGGACCUGAUCCGGGACCUUACAGAUCUGUUUGCUCCAUUGUAUAGUUUUGUACUGUUUUUAA